CUCUGGCUUUCUGAGCCUGGAGUCCCACGUUAGAAAUGUCAUUCCGUUAUCUGGCAUUAAAAAAGCAACAGUAACGCAGAUAGAAUAGAGCUGGGGGAGAAGUGGAAGCGUAUCGUGGCCGUAAUAAACAACAGCGGUAGAUAAAAGCCAUUAUCGGGCCUUCAUUCCGUCUGAAGUUACCAAAUGAAGCAAUAACGUACAGUUGUACUUAUUGAUUAACGAAUAAACGGGAUACCUGCUGAAGUGGGAUGGACAAUGCCCAUACGAAGACGGUGGAGGAGGUACUGGGGUACUUCGGGGUGAACGAGUCCACUGGGCUGAGCAGCGAGCAGCUCCGGAAGGCCCGGGAGAGAUGGGGACCCAAUGAGUUACCAGCUGAAGAAGGGAAGUCCCUGUGGGAACUAGUUCUGGAGCAGUUUGAGGACCUGCUGGUGCGGAUUCUCCUCCUGGCGGCUUGCAUUUCCUUCACUCUGGCGUGGUUUGAGGAGGGAGAGGGCACCAUCACAGCCUUUGUGGAGCCCUUCGUUAUCCUUCUCAUCCUCAUCGCCAAUGCCAUUGUAGGAGUGUGGCAGGAGCGGAACGCCGAGAAUGCAAUUGAGGCUCUAAAGGAGUAUGAGCCAGAAAUGGGGAAGGUGUACCGUCAGGACAGGAAGAGCGUGCAGAGGGUUCGAGCGAGAGACAUUGUGCCUGGGGACAUCGUGGAGGUGGCAGUUGGUGACAAGGUACCAGCUGACAUCCGUCUGACCUCAAUCCGCUCCACCACUCUCCGAGUGGACCAGUCCAUUUUGACGGGGGAGUCCGUGUCGGUCCUCAAACACACCGAUCCUGUGCCUGACCCUCGUGCCGUCAACCAGGACAAGAAGAACAUGCUGUUCUCUGGGACCAACAUCGCGGCGGGGCGGGCCAUGGGGGUGGUGGUGGCCACAGGGGCGCAGACGGAGAUCGGAAAGAUCCGGGACGAGAUGGCGGCCACCGACCCCGAACGCACGCCCCUACAGCAGAAGCUGGACCAGUUUGGGGAGCAGCUGUCCAAGGUGAUCAUGCUGAUCUGCGUCGCCGUCUGGGGAAUCAACGUGGGCCACUUCAGUGACCCCGUUCAUGGUGGCAGCUGGCUGCGGGGCGCCGUCUACUACUUCAAGAUUGCAGUGGCACUGGCCGUGGCUGCCAUCCCGGAGGGCCUGCCCGCUGUCAUCACCACCUGCCUGGCACUGGGCACCCGCCGCAUGGCCCGUAAGAACGCCAUCGUUCGCAGCCUGCCCUCCGUCGAAACUCUGGGCUGCACCUCCGUCAUCUGCUCUGACAAGACGGGCACCCUCACCACCAAUCAGAUGUCCGUGUGCCGGAUGUUUGUGCUGGACAGUGUGUCGGAGGAUCACUGCUCCCUCAACGAGUUCACGGUGACUGGAUCUACUUAUGCCCCGCUGGGGGAAGUGUAUAAGGAUGGUGUCCCCGUGCGAUGCAGCCAGUACGAAGCACUGGUGGAGAUGGCUACCAUCUGCGCCCUGUGCAACGAUUCCUCCCUGGACUACAACGAGACGAAGGGUGUGUAUGAGAAGGUGGGUGAGGCCACAGAGACGGCCCUCUGCUGCCUGGUGGAGAAGAUGAACGUGUUUGACACAGAGCUACAGGGCCUUUCCCCCGCAGAGAGGGCCACAGCCUGCUGCUCUAUCAUCAAGCAGCUGCUGAAGAAGGAGCUCACCCUCGAGUUCUCCAGGGACAGAAAAUCCAUGUCUGUUUUUUGUUCUCCCAACAAGCCCAUCAGGUCCACCACCGGGGCCAAGAUGUUUGUUAAGGGGGCGCCAGAGAGCAUAUUGGAACGCUGCCGCUGGCUCCGGGUGGGUGGGGGCUCACGAGUCCCCAUGUCCCCUUCCCAGAGGGAGCAGCUGCUGGGGAAGGUGCGCGAGUGGGGUUCUGGGCGUGAUACCCUGCGCUGCUUGGCCAUGGCAACCCGCGACUCGCCCCCAGAUCUGCGGCUGCUCAGCUUAGAGAACACAGCAAGCUUCAAUGAUUACGAGUCCGACCUGACCUUUGUGGGCUGUGUGGGGAUGCUCGACCCACCCAGGAAGGAGGUUCUGGGAGCAGUCCGAAUGUGCAGGCAGGCUGGCAUCCGAGUCAUCAUGAUCACUGGUGACAACAAGGGCACAGCCCUGUCCAUCUGUCGGCGUGUGGGCAUCAUCACAGAACAGGAAGAGGAGGAGGGCCAGGGCGGGCAAUUUGGGGGGGGGCUGACGGGCCGUGAGUUUGACGAGCUGCCCCCCCACCUGCAGAGGCAGGCGUGCCGCACGGCGCGAUGCUUUGCCCGUGUGGAGCCUGCGCACAAGAGCCGCAUUGUGGAGUACCUGCAGAGUCUGAGCGAUAUCACUGCCAUGACCGGAGAUGGGGUGAAUGAUGCCCCCGCCCUGAAGAAGGCCGAAAUCGGCAUCGCCAUGGGCUCAGGCACAGCUGUGGCCAAGUCCGCCUCUGAGAUGAUCUUGGCUGACGACAACUUCUCCACCAUCGUGGCUGCCAUCGAAGAGGGCCGAGCGAUCUACAACAACAUGAAGCAGUUCAUCCGCUAUCUCAUCUCCUCCAACAUCGGGGAGGUGGUCUGCAUCUUUCUGACGGCUGCACUGGGAAUGCCAGAGGCGCUGAUCCCUGUGCAGCUGCUCUGGGUGAACCUGGUGACAGACGGCUUCCCUGCCACCGCUCUCGGCUUCAACCCCCCUGACCUGGACAUCAUGUCUCGCCCCCCUCGAUCCCCGAAGGAGCCACUCAUCUCUGGCUGGCUCUUCUGCAGAUAUCUCAUCAUCGGCUGUUACGUGGGGGCAGCCACAGUGGGGGCCGCAGCCUGGUGGUUUAUGGCAGCUCACGAUGGACCCAAGCUCACCUACUACCAGCUGUCCCACUUCCUGCAGUGCAGCGAGAAUCGCAGCGAGUUUGAGGGGGUUCAGUGUUCAGUCUUCGAGUCUCCGUACCCCAUGACCAUGGCCCUGUCUGUGCUCGUCACCAUAGAAAUGUGUAACGCCCUUAACAGCCUGUCUGAGAACCAGUCUUUGCUGAAGAUGCCCCCUUGGUCCAACCCGUGGCUGGUGGGGGCGAUCUGCCUCUCCAUGGCUCUGCAUUUCCUCAUACUGUAUGUGGACCCUCUUCCCGUGGUCUUCCAAAUCCGCCCUCUAUCCUGGUCCCAGUGGGUGACUGUGCUAAAGAUGUCGCUGCCGGUCAUCCUGAUGGAUGAGGCCCUCAAGUUUCUGGCCAGGAAUUACGCUCAGUCGCCCGGUGACUUCCAGCUGGAGGAGGAUGGCCAGGGGCCGCAGGGGCCCAGCCAGGAGGAGACACUCCAAGACCGCCUGGUCACGGCGCUCCGCCGGGCCUGCAAAGGCGUGUCCUGGCCCUUUGUCCUUGUCUCCACGCCUUUGCUGGUAUGGAUUUACAGCUUGGACUCUGACAUCACCAACAUCUUCUGGACAUAGAAAGAAAAAGAGGGAAGGGUGAGUGAGGAAAGGUGAAAAGUGUAGGUACUGGAGCAAGGGGCAGAGAGCUGGGAGGAGUGCGCCCCCUGUAUGUCUGUCAUGGUGUUGUCAGUUGUUCAUGAACAUCAACAGAUUUUCAGAUGUUCUUUUCUUAGUCAAAUAUACAGAAAGAUGCAUUACGUAUUGAGAAGACAUUCACAGCGCUCAUUUGUGAAGUAGAAGUAGCUUUUAUGUUUUAAAUUUUCGCUGAGUUGUGACCUGAGAAACAGGUGCUAAAAAACAAGCUUAAUAGCAUAGGAAAAUUUACCAGGGAAAUACCAGGCAGAAACUAACAAGGAGACACCUAUUAUUGCAGGGUCCACUCCACAGGUCAGGACAAUCAUAAAAAUAUUGUCCCAUUAUUUCAUUGUUUUGUAUUGCGAAAGCUUUGUUUGCUUCCCACAUAUGGCUUUGAAAGUGAAUUUUCAGACUAUCAUUGAUGCACUGCAUUUGCCGUUAUUGUUGGUGGGUUUUUUUAUUUCAUAUUUUAGUCUUUUUUUCACCUUUUGCUGCAGCGAGGGAGUCUCUAUUUUCUGUCCUGUUGAAUGUUCUCCACUCUAAGCAUAUUACUGUAGGAAACCAUCAGAGAGAUAGUGAAGCAUCAAACUUAUAAUUCCAUUAGAUACCAGCCCCUAUUGUGAUGCCACGUACAUGAUUCCAUUAAAAACCCAGCCCCUAUUGUGACAUCACACGUAUAAUUUCUUUAGAAACCCUUGUACAAUAUUACAAAAAGCUUAUUUCUUUGAAUGACCCAUCGCUGCACUUCCAUCCUUGCAGUCUUCAUGAUAUGGAACUUUAUCUCAGCAUGUCCAUUUCCAUGACCAAACAACUGAAAUUGUUAUCCAGCUGUGUGUGGGUCAUUGACUUCUGGCAGUACUGUAGCUUUCAAACCCAACAUGGUCCAGGAGACGUAUCAGACCUCAGAACUGGAGAAGGCAAUGAUGUCAGUGGAGGCCGCUGUGAAUGCAGGCUCUUCGUUCACCUCCAUUUCACGAAACACUUUACCUUCAUUAUUGGAAUUCAUUUCCAUUUUUUAUUUUGAAACUGAACAAAGGAAAUAAUUUUUGUAGGUUUCUCUCACCAUUCUUAUCACAAUUGUUCGAGUAAAUAUCAAUAAAAACAUUAUGCCA
This is a messenger RNA of Brienomyrus brachyistius, 4618 nucleotides long. Its product is annotated as sarcoplasmic/endoplasmic reticulum calcium ATPase 2. Gene Ontology annotation, molecular function: ATP binding; P-type calcium transporter activity; ATP hydrolysis activity. Gene Ontology annotation, cellular component: membrane. The record is from RefSeq and is a predicted model, not a curated record. The coding region runs from base 249 to 3449 and encodes 1066 amino acids. The transcript has 24 exons. NCBI's taxonomy places the organism in Eukaryota, Metazoa, Chordata, Actinopteri, Osteoglossiformes, Mormyridae. Gene Ontology annotation, biological process: intracellular calcium ion homeostasis; calcium ion transmembrane transport.